This is a messenger RNA of Colletotrichum spaethianum, 3096 nucleotides long. Its product is annotated as importin subunit beta-5. The record is from RefSeq and is a predicted model, not a curated record. Gene Ontology annotation, cellular component: cytosol; nuclear envelope. The transcript has 4 exons. Gene Ontology annotation, biological process: protein import into nucleus. The coding region runs from base 1 to 3096 and encodes 1031 amino acids. Gene Ontology annotation, molecular function: small GTPase binding. NCBI's taxonomy places the organism in Eukaryota, Fungi, Ascomycota, Sordariomycetes, Glomerellales, Glomerellaceae.
AUGGAGGACCAGCUGGUUUCGCUGCUGGCGAACACCCAGAGCUCCGAGCAGGGCCCCCGCCAGCAGGCCGAGAUCGAGCUCAAGCACGCCCGCUCGAAUCCGGCCUUCCCUACCUCGCUGGCCAACAUCGCCAACCACAACUCCAUCGACACGGCCAUCCGCCAGGCCGCCCUGAGCACCCUGCGCCUCUUCAUCGAGAGGAACUGGAGCCCCGAGGACCGAGACGCCAGCGAGCCCUCCGUCGAGAUCUCCGAUGCGGCGCGAGAGCAGCUGCGCAACACCCUGCUCGAGAUCGCCCUCAGCAACGAGGACAAGAGGCUUGUGAAGAUUGCGGCAAGCUACGUUAUCGGCAAGAUUGCGUCCGCCGACUUCCCCGAACGAUGGCCCAGCCUCCUGCCCACCGUCCUGGGCGUCAUCCCCACAAGCACCGACGUACAACUCCACGGUGCCCUCCGAGUUCUGGGCGACAUUAUCGAUGAGAGCCUGAGCGAGGACCAGUUCUUCACCAUGGCCCGUGACAUCGUCAAGGCCGUCACCGAGGUCGCCCUGAACGAGGGUCGCAAGCCCAACCUGCGCGCCCUCGCCAUCUCCGUCUUCCGAUCCUGCUUCGACCUCAUGGAUAUCGUCAAGGAGGACCACAUGAAGGAGGUCAAGAGCUUCGCCGAGGAGGCCCUUAAGGACUGGUACCCCUUCUUCGCCCAGGUCCUCAAGUCCCGCCUGCCCGACGCGCCCGCCGAGCUCACCAACGGCCAGCCCGACAGCUGGAACUCCAUCGUUGCCAUGAAGCUGCAGGUGGUCAAGACCCUCCUCAAGGUCAAGUCCGUCUUCCCCCACCUCCUCCUGCCGCACAGCACCAGCCUCUUCACCGCCGUCUGGGAGGAGCUGUCCCUGCUGCAGAAGCCGCACGAGGACCUCUACAUCGGACACGAGGCCCAGGGCCGUCUCGAGGACGCCGACAGCCUGCCUUACACGCUGGAUUUCCUGAUCCUGGAGGAGCUCGACUUCCUGAACCAAUGCUUCCGCGCACCUCCCGUCCAGGCGGAGCUCGAGGCCCAGCUGGCCGCCCAUGCCUCGGCGCAGGAGACCCCCUGGAUGGUCGACGUCAUGAAGAUGGUUGUCGGCUACUCGCGCAUCAGCCGCGAGGAGGAGGAGCUGUGGGACAUUGACUGCUCCCUGUACCUCGCCGAGGAGACCUCCGUUACCGCCAACUACACCGCCCGCACCGCUUCCGGCGACUUGCUCAUUAAGCUCGGCGAGUGGUACAGCGAGAAGGCCGUCGAGGGGCUCUUUGGCUACACAAAGACCCUCUUCCCCGGCGACGGCUCUAACUGGAGGAGCCAGGAGGCGUCUCUUUACCUCUUCAACAUGCUCCUGAGCGACUUCCAGGACAUGGAGAAGCCCAUCCCCGAGGCUCUCUCCGAGGCAUACCUAGGACUCGUCGACUACGCCGUCAACCAGAACGAGCAGCCUUUGUUGAGAGCCCGCGGUUACCUCGUUGGCGGCACUCUGGCUAGGGGCUUCCAGACCCCGCCCGCUCUUCUCGACCGCAUCAUCCAGUGCAUCACCUCGGAGGAGUCCGAGGUUGUCCAGGUUGCCUGCAUCAAGGCGGUCGAGGGCUUCAUCCGCUCUGGGAGAGUGACUGCCGACCGCCAGAUCCCCAUCAUCAACGCCAUCGCCCAGUACAUGCAGAACAAGGACCCCGAGGAGAUGGAGGACGCCGAUGAGCUCCUCGUCACCCUUGCCGAGUCCCUGCGCGCCGCCAUCAACAUGGACACCAGGAUCGUGCUUUCCCAGGAUGUUCCCUCGGUCGACCUUCUCUUCAUGGUUGCCAAGCUUGGCGCGUCCAACUUCCAGGCCACUAUGCUGAUUUGCGAGGCCUUUGAAGAGAUCGUGCGCACCCUUUCCGACACGGCUUCCUACACUGCUCUCUGCGCCAAGAUCUUGCCCACGUUGACUGCGGCCUUCAACACCGCCAACGUCACCCAGGACGACCCGCUCGUUACCGUGGCCACCGAACUACUCACCGCCCUUGUCGAGCACGGUUCGGAGCCCCUGCCCGCUGGUUUCGUCGCCGCCACGCUUCCUAAGCUGAACCGCCUGCUGAUGGAGUCGAACGAGGGUGAGGUUCUGCGUCCCGGUGCCGAGUCUGUCAAGUACCUCCUGAUGCACGACCACCACCAGGUCUUUGGAUGGCACGACGAGAACAACCGCUCUGGUCUCGAGGUGUGCCUUCACAUCAUCGACCGUCUGUUGGGUCCUUCGGUCGAGGACAACUCUGCUUCGGAAGUCGGUGGUCUCGCCGCAGAGCUCGUCGAGAAGGCCGGCCAAGAGCGUCUCGGUCCCUUUUUGCCCCAACUGCUGCAGGCCGUUGCUACCAGGCUCGCGUCCGCCGAGGCUGCCCCUUUCAUCCAGUCUCUGAUACUUGUCUUUGCCCGUCUGUCGCUCGUUGGCGCCAGCGACGUUGUCGAGUUCCUGAGCCAGAUCCAGAUCCACGGCAACACGGGCCUGCAGGUUGUGAUGAGCAAGUGGCUCGAGAACUCGGUCAGCUUUGCCGGUUACGACGAGAUUCGUCAAAACGUCAUUGCUUUGUCCAAGCUUUACUCUCUCAACGACCCCCGUCUUGCCCAGACUAUGGUCAAGGGCGACCUGAUUGUGAACAGCAGCAACGAUGGCAGAAUCAUGACGCGCUCGCGUGCCAAAGCCAGCCCCGAUCAAUACACCGUUAUCCCCGCCUCCCUGAAGAUUCUCAAGGUCCUCAUCGAAGAGCUCCUCUCCGCUUCAGGUGCCAACGCUGCCGCCAACGCCGCAGCAGUGGCGGCUGCAGCCGAGUUCGCCGACGAGGAGAACGAGGACGAUGGCUGGGAAGAUGAGCCUGAGACGCUUGACCUCAGCCUGGGCGGCACCAAGGCGGACCUGAUGUCCUUCAUCGAGGGCUCCGGCGCCCGACAGCGCGACGACGAGACGCAGGCCUACCUGACAGAGUUCUUCAUGCGUGCGGCGCGCGAGAACGUGGCCAACUUCCAGGAGUGGUAUGGUAUGCUCACGGAGGAGGAGCGGGGCAAGCUCAAUGAGCUCGCCAGCGCCGCGGGCCAGUAG